Plasmodium cynomolgi strain B is the source of this 957-nucleotide messenger RNA. RefSeq lists its product as hypothetical. Gene Ontology annotation, biological process: protein ubiquitination. Gene Ontology annotation, molecular function: protein binding. The transcript has a single exon. The annotation marks the transcript as partial. The record is from RefSeq and is a predicted model, not a curated record. Lineage: Eukaryota; Apicomplexa; Aconoidasida; Haemosporida; Plasmodiidae.
GGGCAGUCUGAACAACUUCGAUGAGGAAGAACUCGUUGCAGAGGGGGAGACAGACCCCGACAUGGCACAGGUGGAGGAGGCGAACCAAGAGAGUAGAAAUUUGGACGAUCUAGGGGGGGAGGAAGGAAGGAAUGAUGGGGAGGAAAACGGACGGGUGAACAGUAUAGCGAAUGAAUUGACAAACGACAAAGGAGCGAAACAGAAGUCGCUGGAUAGGGGGAAAGGAAAAGCAGAGCUGGACAAACUGUGCGAACUGAGAGCCGACCAGCCAUAUGCUGGCAUCAAACACAUCGCGGUGGACGAUCAUGCGGGCGAGUUUCGUAGAAUUGCAAUUAUAGAUAAGUACCGUUACAACAUAUUCGGGAGGAGCCAAAACGAUAUGGAUUUUGUUGCGUCCAAAAACAUGGAUCGGGAGUUGAAUUAUGGCAUCUUCGACCCUCAUCACGAUAACAUCUUAACCGUUAUUAGUAACACGAAUGUGUACGGAUACGACAUCAAAAAUGACGUGGAAAUAUUUUCGACCUUUACAAACCAUAAGGCUGAUUUAUCAUCCCUCGACUUCAAUCCGAACAUUCCAAAUGUCAUUGUAACUUCAUCAAAUGAUGGCUACGUAAAAUUUUGGGACUUGCGAUUUCUGAGUGAUGCAUUUCUUACAGUUAAUAUUCAUUCGCAUUGGGUCACCUCCAUCCAUUUUAACAAUUUUCACGAUGAGUUGUUGCUAAGCACUAGCUCAGACAAUACAGUCAAGCUGCACAAAAUUGGCUAUCCGGCCAACUUAAAUUUGAAGAAAAAGGACACCAACUAUCAGUUAAUAAAAACAUACUCGGAUCACGAGGAGUCUGUUUAUCAGGGAAGGUGGAGCAAAACGGACGCGUGGGUGUUUGCGUCUCUCUCGUAUGAUGGCAAAUGUGUGGUGAAUAGCGUGCCCACCGAGGAGAAGUACAGGAUUCUCCUCUA